AUGAGCAAUAACAAGAAUCAGGAUCCGUCCGCGUCACCUCAGGACGGGCGAAAUGUUGCUGGUGGCCCUGCUCAGCAGGGCCUCUCGAUAGCGGCCGCGGCCACGCCAGCGUUUGAAGCCCAUGUUGCCGUCGAGCACGCUACCUUGGAGCGGCAACUCCAUUUCGACGAAAACAAUGUUUCAUUCCUUGGAAUAUACCGCUUCGCCGACACCAUUGACAUGAUAAUUGCCGCCAUUAGCACUCUGUGCGCAGUGAUUGCAGGCUCGUUGAUCCCAGUGACCCCGAUCAUCAGUUCACGAAUCAUAGAAGCAUUUUCGAAAGCCGAGGGGCAUGAUCAGGAUGCUGAAAGUCUCUUGAAUCGCUACACGGUGUACUACGCCUACAUUGUCCUGGUCGCAUUGGUGACCUGGUUCAUCGCAACAGCCGGCUUCAACUAUACCGGUGCGCGGAUCGCACGCCGGAUCAAGAUUCGCUUCUUUGCCGCCACUUUGAAACAAAACAUGGCAGUUUUCGAUGACAAUGGCAUCGGCGGCAUUCUCUCGCAGCUGACAGACGAUGCCAACGCCGUCCAGAAUGCCAUUUCGUCGAAGCUGUCUCAGACAAUUGCUGCACUGGGAACGCUAAUCGCCACUGUGGUCGUUUGCUUUGCUGUCGAUGCCAUUUUGAUGCUGGAGCUGAUUUGGUCGCUGUUUGUCGGCUACAUAGUGCUAUAUCUGGGUGGUGUCCUCACUGUCCGUUAUAGCACCCGCAGCAUAGAGGCUUCUUCCUCUGGGUCGGAAGUGGUCGAGGAAGCCUUUAGUUCCAUCAAAACCACCACCUCUCUUGGAAUUCAGAAAUACGUGCACAACACAUACAUGGGCUUCUUGAAGCAAUCGGCCAAAUACGGGUUUUUGAUCACCUCCCUUAACGGAAUCUUGAUUGCAAUUUGCGUCGCCACUGGCUAUCUCAAUGUGGCAUUGGCCUUUUGGCAAGGCGCGCGUCGCAUUACAGAAGGGAGCUCCAGUUUCACUGCUGUAGUGACCAUUGCCAUGGUUUCCAAGGCCGCCGCUUUUUGUGUUCUUGGAGUUGGUGCAAAUGUGGAAGCAUUUUCUUUGGCGGUGGCCGGUGCACGUCGUCUCAACCGCAUGAUUCUGCGUAUAUCGCCCAUUGAUUCUUCCUCUAGUGAAGGUCUCGCUCCAGGUCGAUUCAAUCCCACUAUAGAGCUACGUAACAUACGACACAUCUACCCUUGUCGGCCAGCCACUACGGUGCUAGACGACGUGAGCAUCCAGUUUCCGGCAGGAAAGACAACAGCCUUGGUGGGGCACUCUGGCUCCGGCAAGAGUUCUAUUGCGCAUCUUCUUCUACGGUUUUACGACCCAAUUGCCGGCGAGAUUUUGCUAGAUGGUAGGAAGUUGGCUGACUACCAGAUUAGUUGGUUGAGGCAGCAAAUGGCCGUGGUUAAGCAAGAACCUUUCAUGUUCAACAAGUCAGUAUUUGAAAAUAUCGAGCUGGGGUUUACCGGUGACCGUGGAACUCGAAUGUCACCCCCUGAAAGGCGCAAAGCCGUCGAGCAAGCCGCAAAAGUUGCGCAGGCCAGUGACUUCAUCAGCAAGCUGCCCCAAGGCUUCAAUACCAUUGUUGGGACUCGUGGGUCCAGGCUGUCGGGCGGCCAGCUCCAACGCAUUGCCAUUGCCCGAGCUCUAGUAAAUAAUCCGAAAAUUCUAAUAUUGGAUGAAGCAACGUCAGCCCUCGAUAGUGAGACGGAAGCGCGACUGCUCGCUACCAUGGCGGAGAGUGAAAGGCAGCAAACCAAUAUUGUCAUUGCUCAUCGUCUUUCCACGAUUCGAAGUGCCGACAACAUUGUCGUUAUUGACGCCGGAAAAGUCGUGGAAAGCGGCAAGCACGAUGACCUCAUGGCGGCAGAGUCUCACUACUACCACCUUGUCAAAGCACAAGACCAGGAUCAUGAUAAACAAGAUCCCUUUGACGAUGCUUAUGAGUAUCGACCUUCAACGGAUAGCAUAGCUGCGCACGACAGCGAACCAGCCUUGGAAGACCUCGCCGCUCAAACAGAACGUUCUAUACAGUCUACUUCAAUCUGGUCAAUGAUUUUGUUCAUGAUUAAGCUCAGCAAACGCGAGAGCCAUUGGAUGAUCAUCGGUCUUAUUGGCAGCAUCAUCGCAGGAGGAGAAGAGGCCGUCUCCGCUGUGCUCUUUGGAAAAGUCAUUACUGCUAUUGCCCGUCCUCUUGAUGAGUCACACAGCAUUCGCUCUGACGCUGGCUUUUAUGCGCGGAUGUUUCUCCUACUAGCCGUCGUCAUGCUUCUCAGCAGUGUGGCCGAAGGAGUCGCCUUUGCGAUUGUAGCAGAACACCUCUCCAAUCGCGUUCGUGACUUGACACUGGACCAUUACCUCAAGAUGGAUGUGUCAUUCUUUGACAGGGACGAAAACUCUUUUGGCGCCAUUUCUGGGUUCUUGUCUGGAUCGGCGAGCGACAUUACCGGCCUCAGCGGAAGCGCCCUAGGCAUCAUUUUGAUCUGCUUCUCUACUGUGGUUUCUGGUAUCGUGAUUUCAUUCGCUCUGGGAUGGAAGUUGGCUCUCGUCUGCUUUGCAGUUAUGCCGCUAAUGGUUGGCGGCGGAUACUUUGGCGUUUUGCUUGUGGCCGACUUUGAGGAGAUGAACGAGGAGUUUGCCCACCAAGCCGCCGAGUUUGCUGGGGAGACUCUGGCAGGCAUCCAGACCAUUGCCGCCCUCACCCGCGAGGAUCAAAGCCUGCAGACAUUCCAACAAAAGAUCAGACAAAAUGAGUCAAAAGCUCUCGUCUCCAAUGUUAAGGUGUCUUUUCUCUACGCACUCACGCAGACUGCAUACUAUGCUAGUAUGGCAAUUAGCUUCUGGUACGGCGGGAGGCUUAUCUUGCGCGGCGAGUAUACCCUAUUUCAGGCCAUCACAAUUCAGUCGGCCAUGCUUCUGAGCGCGUUCUCAGCGGGUCUUGUUUUCGCGUGGACGCCAAACAUUGGCAAGGCCAAACAAGCAGCCGCAUCACUGCAGCGUUUGUUGGCGCAAAAGUCGGAGAUUGAUCCUUCGUCAGCCGAGGGUGCAGACCCCGGUGCCGUUGAGGGCCAGCUUCAAUUUAACUCCGUCAGUUUUGCUUAUCCCUCGCGGCCUGACAAUCUGGCGCUCGAUAAUGUGAGCUUCACCAUUCCGGCCGGCGCGAACAUUGCUUUUGUUGGCACGACCGGGUCUGGUAAAAGCACUAUUGUCUCUCUGAUUGAGCGUUUCUAUGAUCCGCUAAAAGGCGCUAUUUUUCUAGAUUCAAAGCCCAUCACUUCACUUCAACUGUCGAAAUACCGCAGCUGUAUCGGGCUUGUUAGCCAAGUGCCGAAUCUGUAUCGCGGAACUAUCCGAGACAACCUAACACUCGGCAUGGAUAAAGAGGCCACGGUAACGGAAGACGAGGUCAAGCAGGCCUGCGAGGAAGCUUUCAUCUACGAUUUUAUUAGCAGUCUACCGGACGGCUUCAAUACAGAGGUGGGCAGCAAGGGCGUUCAGCUCAGCAUCGGGCAAAAGCAGCGAGUUGUACUGGCCCGAACAUUGCUGCGUAAGCCCAAGAUUCUUCUCUUGGACGAAGCGACAUCUGCGCUGGACUCACAGUCCGAGGCCAUCAUUCAGGAAGCCCUCGAGAAGAUGAAGAGAGCCAGGACCACCGUCACCAUUGCACAUCGGCUCAGCACGAUUGUAAAGGCGGACAAAAUUUAUGUAUUGAGCGACGGCCGCAUUGUCGAGUCUGGCACCCAUGCGCAGCUCAUGGCUCGCAAGGCCGAUUAUUACAGACUCUACACCGCGAGCAAGAGUGGACAGACUCUGUAG
Molecule: messenger RNA, 3852 nt
Organism: Akanthomyces muscarius
Lineage: Eukaryota; Fungi; Ascomycota; Sordariomycetes; Hypocreales; Cordycipitaceae
Exons: 3
Coding region: 1-3852 (1283 amino acids)
Biological process (GO): transmembrane transport
Cellular component (GO): membrane
Molecular function (GO): ATP binding; ABC-type transporter activity; ATP hydrolysis activity
Source: RefSeq, a predicted model, not a curated record